Drosophila sechellia is the source of this 878-nucleotide messenger RNA. RefSeq lists its product as uncharacterized. Lineage: Eukaryota; Metazoa; Arthropoda; Insecta; Diptera; Drosophilidae. Bases 138 to 749 code for a protein of 203 amino acids. The transcript has a single exon. The record is from RefSeq and is a predicted model, not a curated record.
UCAUAAAUUAAUCAUUUUCUAAAUUUGUUCUCAAAAUUUUGUAACAAAUCAUUUUUCCGUCACAUUUCACAAAUCAAAUCGAAGCUUAUGCGUCGCUUGCAUUCAUUUUAAAUUCUUAGUAACCUUUUUUUGGGAGAAUGCUUAAAUAUUUGGCUGGAAUCUUCGUCAGUCCGCGCAAAGAUUACGCGAAUGGUCGCUUCAAGAUUCCGCAUCCGAAGAAACUGGCCGCCAAGAGGAAGUCGCCCCCGGUGAAGAUAUCCACGAGGAGCGUCAUCAAUGGCGGCAGGUCGGCAAACGGGAGGCUCAAGACGGAAAAUAGAGCCGUAUGGCGACGUCGAGAGGGCAAUCCCCACCUGCCGCGUCCACACAGCCGAUCCUCCCAGAAAGCCAUAGGGAUCCGCCUGGAUCCCAUCAGCUACAUCGUAAAUGUGCCCAAUUCCACUUCAUCGCUCGACGACGACGAGGAGGAGGAGCCUGUGUCGCAAGUGCCUAACGCAGAAAACAAUCUUAAGGUUCGGAGGUAUCGGAAAAAGGAUUUCGAAUGUCUGAUUCCACCGCCAGUUAGUCGCGUCCCGAGUUGGACGGGUCCUUUGAAUGCCAGUCCCUUCAACCAACUGGAUGAGCAGGAUUCCAUCGCUGGGGAUGCGGACGCCAUGGCCUGGAAUGCGAUUUGUUUGCCAGAUGAUUUUUGGUCGGAGGAUUCGGACUCAGAAAUCAAUAGAAAGUUGAGUAAAAUCAAUGUCUUUUAAUAUACUCAAAAUUUAGUUUUAAUAUUCAGUUAACCAUUCAGUAAAAACUUAUUAUGUACGACAUUUUACAAGUUAAUGAGAGCAUGUAAAGAAAUUGUAUACUUAGUAAAUAGCAAUACCCUACAAAUU